Molecule: messenger RNA, 2980 nt
Organism: Vitrella brassicaformis
Lineage: Eukaryota; Vitrellaceae
Source: the annotation of a GenBank genome assembly
AUUGCAAAAGAGCUCUUUCCGAGUCUCUGUGACCAGCAGUGCCCUUCAUUCAACCGAACUCUCGUCCCUCUGUCAUCGCGGCGCUCACUUGUGAGCCCAACGACGGUCCGACCGUGAUUAACCGUCUCGGCUGCUCGUCAAGCCCUUUUCCGCCGCCAAUUCGAAUUCGUUGUUCUGCCUUACCAGGAGGCCUGCUGUGCUGAUAUCGGCCGUCCCAACACCGCCACUGAGCCGCUCGUCGAGUCCCCAGCGGCCGAUUCGUCCGUCGUCCGUCUCAUAUUCCGUCUGGUCUGACCAUUGACGGCCUCUGCCCACCACCGAUGACGCCGUACAACCUCAACUCGACGGCCAUGCAGAGCAGCACCACCAUGUCUCACGCCCCCCACUGCUCCAACGGCUUCCCCCAGGGCUACGGAUCAUAUGAGGGUCAGCAGAAACUGCAGCUAUGGAGCCGCCGCGUCCGGCCACUCUGCUCCAACCACACGAACCACCCCCUAGCCGAGCCCACCCCGACGCACGGCCAAGACCGCAUCGCACGGAAGAGUGCCCAGCUCGGCUGUGUGAAGGAGACGGGCCGUGUGGGCGGGCGGGUGAGCGGAGGGAGCGACGACUCGACGCAGCUGCCGCCAUCCCGUCACGACAGCGACCGCAGUGUCGGUGGCGGGGUGGAUGCGCAGCAGUAUCAGGGAGAGGUGGGGGUGGGGGUGGGGAUGGGGAGGGGUGUGUUGGGUUUGGGAGGGGCUGUGUACUCAUACCAGCCACAUGUGGUGGCAUAUCGCCCGGAGGCGCCGUGCCCCAUCAUGCCGGCUGCAUGUGCUGCCGCCCGCCACGUGUCAGGUACACAAACACCAAAUGGACGAACAUUCAGGGGUCCGUGUCAAUGUGGUUUAUGUGUGUGUUGUCCAUUAGGUUUCUCUCACCACCACCACCAGCAGGCCAACUACGGCGACUGCGACUGCUGCGACUUGUGUGCGGCGGUGUGCGACCUGGUCGAGGGCAUCGGGGACUGCGUGGUGUCCACCGUCGAGGGUCUCAUCGACCGCCUUAAGUGGUUCUUCAUCUCGAUCGACAACUAAUCCAGCCAUCUGCACGGUGGGUGAGGGCAAAGGAAUCACACGUAGUGGGAAAGGGGAGGGAGAAGACAUGAAUCUAUGAGUGCUCAUUCUCUUCUGUCCAUUUGGCUGUCUGCAGGCAUCUGUUCGCCAGGCUGCGGCCGCGAUGGUGUGCUGCCCGUGCUGUGUCUGUCUGUCUGUCUGUCUAUCUCAACUAUCGACCUGGAGGGAUACACAUAUGGUGACGGAACUCACACACACGAGGGGGAGGAGACACACCACAUUCGCUUCACUCACUACACACGCGGGAUGGGAUACGGACGGGCAUUGCGUUUGGGUGGAGAGGGAGGGAGGGAGUGUUCGCAUGUAUCCUGUCCAUCUGUGUGUGUCUCUCUUUGCUCUUGGCGGCUGUGCCGUGCGUGCCCCAUAUCACACACCACACAUGUAUGGCAGAUUUUGAUAGCAAAGCUCUCUGCUUUCUCAACAUUCUCGUUCCGUAAUCGUCUCCUCAGCUCAUCGUCUCCUUAAUUUUCUUCCUGGCUGCUACAGCAGACAGACAAGCAUCCUUGUCUUUCGUCUCCUCCUUAGUUGGCUUCCUGAGCAUCUCCCUCCCUAACCAAUUGUCCCUAACCGUCCUCCUGUUCUCAUUCAUUCAUGUGUUGAUUGGCCUGACCCACUUUUCUGCCUUGGCUGCGUAUUUUUUGUCGGCCUCCUGACGUGUGGCCGUCUGUUUGUGCUGUGGUGUGGUGUGGUGUGGUGUGGUGUGUGGUGUGUGGUGGGUGAUAGUGACGGCCACAGACAGAGAGAUAAGAAUACAUAUAUGGAUGGCUGAAUGACCUCUCCCCUCCCCCCUCCCCCCACACGCCUCAUCAGGACACAAGCGACAUGAUCCUUUUCUCUCGUGUGGAUGUGUGUGUGGGUGUGGGUGUGCAUGUCUGUCUACACAUUGCGCGACGCGACCGACACGGAUAAUGAUAGACAGACAGACAGACAGUACGUGGCAGUGCCUGUAUGGCCAUUCUCCCUCUCUGUUACUCUACGCUUCACUCACACACACACACGUGCCUGCCGGGGAUGUGUGGGUGUCUGAGGGCUUGGCGAGACGCGACAAACACAGAUAAAGAUAGACAGAUAGAUAGACAGCGGGUCGUUCAGGCUGCCUGCCUGGCCGCUCUCUCCCUCUCUCUCAGUGUAUCCUUUGCUGUGGUGUGUGUGAAUUCGCCCGCUCGGAUGGACUGACUGAUGCUGUCCUCAUCUCCUCAAUUGCUCCUCAAUGCUUCCUUCCUCCCCUAAUCCCACUACUUCAAGAAGAGACAAGCCUACUUGUCCUUUGCCACCCUCCCUAAUUGUCCUUACUUGUCGUCUUGUUAACCGUCUCCUUCCUCAACUAAGUGUUCCCGUGUUAUCUCAUUCAUGUGUUGAUGGGCCGUGGAUCUCUGGCGACACACUGUCUGGCUCUUCAGCUACCCGUGUGCUGUGCUGUGCUGUGUGAUGGGAGACGGCCACGGCGGCCGACAGAAUGAUAAGGAUGGACAAAGGGAUGGAUGGUCGGUUGCUCAACCGCACACGUGCACAGACAAAGAUUGACAGAGAUAUUGUUAGGUGUGUCCGGAUGGCCAUUCUCCCUCUCUCUACUGUGUGUGUCUGUGUGUGUGUGUGGCGAUUCGUUCGAGUGGACUCAUGCAUCCAUCCAUCGCUGCCAGCGAGGCGACGGACGGACCGUUCCGGCCAACAGAGAGAUAGACAUGGUCCGCACUGUCUGUCCGCCGUGUCGUGUCUGUGUUGGCGGCUACGUGUCGAUGGACAGACAGACAGACAGACAGACGCGUGUACGUGUGAGUGAUUGCACCGAUGAUGUGACCAAUCACACAUUGCAACAUCGACAUCACAUCACACCUUACACAAUAAACGAACAGCUUCAGUAGUCC